This is a messenger RNA of Pimephales promelas (fathead minnow), 1065 nucleotides long. The record is from RefSeq and is a predicted model, not a curated record. NCBI's taxonomy places the organism in Eukaryota, Metazoa, Chordata, Actinopteri, Cypriniformes, Leuciscidae.
AAAGCAGAGAGUCGAGUAUAAAGGAUUUACAGAAGGCACUGGUGAGAAACACUUGUUUCUACUUGCCUACAACUUACAAUGAAGCAAACAGACAGCAAACACAUUUUGGUGAUAUUUGUGGGGGUGCUCAGUACUCUAUGUGUCGAAACAUGCCCAAAGAACCAUUUCCAACUUCCAGAUUCGCUGUGCUGCCCUAACUGCCCUGAAGGUUGGUAUGUUGCCAAGAACUGCUCCAAAAGAGCCGGAGACUACACUGUGGACUGUAGAAUAUGCCGCAGAUGUGAAGAAACUGGACAGAUCACUGUUUCCAAAUGCACGCAGUUCGCAGACACACAGUGUGCCAAUGCAGACGAGCCUGUUACUACGAUGGUUACUACACAUCCAACACUUCUCCGCCUAGGACAACGGCCACAGAUAACCUUGUAUGGUUGCUCAUUUGUGGUAGUCGCUGUCUUCAUGCUGGCUGUGAUCGUGUCAGUCUGCUUUAUCAGAAUCAGUAAAUCUGGUGAAUCAGAUGAAAGCUCUGCAGGAGAACCAUUCAAUAUAAAAGACACAGAGACAGUCUAAAGAAAAUGUUAAUUCAGGAAAAGUCCGGCAUCAUGUGGCUUAUAAUAAGGAUUCAAUGAAUUUAGAAAUACUGCAAUACAAAGUUCUAUAUAGUUGGUCAUAAGGUACAGAUUUUUUAUAUUUGAAAGUCUUAUUUUUCUAAGAGUCAGCACUGUGGUUUGAGUGUACUCUAAAGACACAUUGAGUGCUGUAUUUAAGAAGAUGCUGAAUGUGUAUGUGCACAUAUGUUUAUUUAGAAGCGUAUCUAUAGUCAGAUAUAUCUACUUUAUUUUAUCAUGAUGCUGUGUAUCAUUUUUAUUUUGUUACUUUUUUUUAAAAAAAGGAUUCCUCUUUUUGUAUCAGAUAUUUGUAAACUGUAAAUCUAAAAACUCUAACCUCCCCAACUCAAAAUGAACUGAAUUUUUCAAUUGGCCCAAAUGAAAUUCUACAAAUGAAGAGUUCAGAUGCAAAAGCCUCUAAGUGCCAUUUGAAAUUUUCUUCUAGAAUGAUCAUUUUUAU